Messenger RNA from Lachancea sp. 'fantastica', 1173 nucleotides. The record is from the annotation of a GenBank genome assembly. NCBI's taxonomy places the organism in Eukaryota, Fungi, Ascomycota, Saccharomycetes, Saccharomycetales, Saccharomycetaceae.
AUGGACCUUUGCCGGGAACUUUUCAUCAAUACUAGCCAAGGGCAUGGCAACUCGGGUCGUAAGCUGACUAUACUGCCGAAUGGUGUUUUGCCGAAAAAUAGCCCACCUUUCAGCAAAAUUGACGAUGAGAAUGGCCUCGAAAUCUUCUGCUCUAAGUAUACCUACUUGCAAAUAUUUGUUGAAGCUCGAAACCACUUACAAAGUUGUGGUGCGAACACUCUAAGUAAUGACGAGGAGACAUACUUAGCGACCUUGGGUCUUUUGUUGAUUACCCCAGAGGACCGUACAGUUUUGAAUCUGCACGAAGAGCUACUGUUAAGGAGACUAAAGACGCAACUGGGCGACCGAUGGGCUGUCACCGAGGAAUCUAAGUUGCUUUUCGAAUGCGAACUAUCUGCGAUUAUGCUCCUACUGACAUCCUCUAGUAAUCGAGUCAACAAAUCAUCCUCAUUAUGGCUUCUCUUUAAAAAGCUGUACACGCUGAAAAGAGAAGUUUUCGUGAAUUCAAAAAUAAACUGUUGCCAACUUUUUAUGUCUUCUGCUGAACGACAUAUUUCAAAUUUCUACUGUUGGAACACCCUUCGAUGGGUAUAUGACCUGGAAGGGCCAGCCGCACAGACAGAGCUUUUCGAGGCGGUGUGGAAUUUUAGUAAAAGACAUCCCAAAGACAGUUCUGCAUGGUGGGCUCUCGGACACAUUUUAUUGAGGCUGCCUGGACCAGCGUCCGAUUCUAUUCAAAGUUACAAUGCUUUGAGGGCAAGAUUUCACUUGACCAAUCGUUUCACGCAGGCACUGAACUCCGAGCGUCAUUUCGGAAAGGAACCUGGUGCCAAUGUGGCACUUUACUUUUCCAAAAUCAUGGCUUACAUUGAAGUUGGGGAGGUCCGGGACUGGCCACCAUUUGGAUGCCUUGUAAGGUUAUCUCAACACAUGUCGAGUGAAGAGCACUACCAUUCGCUGCGAACGUGGCGCAAUGAGAUUGAUGCAUUUGAGGAAAAUUACUUUGAAAUAAACCAGAAGUCAGUCGCUUCGGCCAUCUAUAAAAAUAAUCGAGGCUUGCUGAUCCAGAGAUCAGUCGAAUCCUUACUCCUUCGCAAGACUUCAUUGAGUAAGAUUGAUAUCGUGUCGUUGCGGAACACUAAAAAAGUGGACUCAAAAAACAAAAAAAACUAA